UUCUUUUAGAGUGCGGUACUGCUGCUAUUUUGUGAGGAUUUUCAGAAUUUGAGGAACGUUACUGCCGGCACCGAGAACUUGGAGCACAUCUGCCAUGGUGGAGUGAGUAAUUCAUUUUUUGCUGUUUUUGUGAUAUUUUAUAUAUCCAUUUUAAUUCUCUUUUUAUUAACAAAUCCCUUAUUUGGGGUAGCAGUACAUACUUCUCUUGCUAGUUUCAAGGAUUAGCAGACCCACUUCAUCAGAGACAGUAGUCCAUAAAGCACACCGUGUGAUUUUAUACAUCCUCCGCCCCCUAAUUUAUAGCAUUAUUACAUACCCAAAAAUAUAAUUAUUCAUGUCACAAAUAAAUGGCAAACACUUAAACAAAGCUAAACAUAUUUCCAAAACGACCUCAAUAUAUUUAUAACUCGUAAAUUAUGAUUAUAUAUAGUUGUAAUCAAAAUUAUUCAACUCAAAUUGAAAUAGCUCAACACAAAGUGGUUCCUAAAAUGCAAUGAAUUGGGGUACAUUGACGUUGUGGCAGGCUUAUGCAAUGUAUGAUUAUAUAUUGGACAUAAAACGAGAGAAAUCUCAAUGUAUCCAUCCUGGUAAGAUAUUUUAUAAAUAAAUAAACAAUACUGUAACUAAAUCCCCAUUAAGUUUGCCUAGGUUAUUUUUUUAAGUGGAACUGUUACAUUCUAUGACCUUUGAAAUUGCUGUUUAGUGAAUGAGUGAGGGUGCUGGAUUUUGUAUGUUGUAUGAAUUAGCCCCAGCAGCACCCUUAUAAGUAUGCAUGUUCAAGUGAAUGUAGCCCUCUUGGUUUUAUACACAGUUCUAAUCCUUUAGAUUGUAAGCUCACGGGCUCUCUACCUAUGCACUUUGUAUUGGCAAGAUUUCAGCUUACAGGCAGGCUCUCUCUACCUUUUGUAUUUUUCUGUGUGUAUUGUAUGUUCUCCACUAAUUGUACAGCACUACGGAAUCUGUUGGAGCUUUAUAAAUACCAGUAAUAAAUAAUAAAAAAUAAAUAAAUAAUCAAAAUUAUUUAACCCCCCCCAGUGAAAAUUAGGUUUAUUGUCAAAAUGUACAGACUUUAAGCUGUUUGCAAUGAACAUAUCAAACAGAAACAAGUGAAAUAGCACAAUGGAAUUAAUGUUUUAGGGGUUCUACAAAUUCAACGGAAAAUGCAACUAAUAAUUAAUUCUCCAGUCUCAAAAUUAUUCAACCCCCUGAAUAGAAUCCCUCACAACAGCACAAAUAUGCAAAACAGGUGUUCUCUCCGUACAUGCUACAUUUAACUGAAUAAAAGCACAUAAUCUUUACCAAAUUAAAAUCAUGAAUAUAUCAAAUAAUAAAUAAAAUCUUAAUAAUAAAUAGGUCUUAUACAAAUAUAUCAAUAAAUGUUACAGUAUUCAAAAAUAGUUCUGAUCAUUUUAAAACAGAAGAAAACAGGGGGAUUAUUACCAAAACCAAAAUAUUUUUAAAAUAAUACUAAAAUUUGAUAAAUGAUUAAUUUAAAAAAAUUAAAAAAGACAAUAUCAUAACUCUAAAAUAGCUAUGUAAAUAAAUUAAAAAAACACACACCAAAACAUCAUACCGAAUCUUUAAAAAUACUUGUCAUAAAUAAGACACCAUAAACAGACAUAUGUAGCUAAAAGAAUAAUAUUGUGCAUGUGGAUAUGGCCCUGUAUCAUAAAAAUAUCAAAUAUAUACUUUAUUUAUUUUUUUAGUACAAAACCAAAAAUGUAAAUAUCUAAUCUGAAAUAAAUGGGCUCAAAGUCCACAUUUAGAUUUCCUAUUUGUUUCCUAGUCACUAAUUUCCAUAUCCAGUUUGCCUCAAUUUUAUCCAACUAUUUCUCUAUCACCCCCUCUCCUUUCCCCCCUCCAUCCCCCCCGCAUGGUACACUCAAGGAAUUAAUAACCACAGACCUCAAGCCCUUUGCAUUCUGAGCGUGAAACACUAAAGUGUCUAGAGAAAGGAUAUGUCUGUAAAGUCUUAUUCUAAAUGGUAAGAAAAGGUGUAGUAUAGCGCAAAAUGUAUACAAAGUAGGGCGCCACUGUCACAAUGCGUGAAUAUAGUUACCACUCAGGUUUCAGAUAAUAACAUGUAAUGUUAGAGAGAGUUUGCCGAUAGUACCUCAGGAUACCAGUAGACGAAUGUGUGCCAGUCCAAGACUACACUUGUUGGUAGGAUGGAUACAAUCUUCAUGGUCCUGCAGGUAACGGCUUUAGUCUCAAAUCUUUACUGGGGGCACUCGUGCCAGCUCGAUGCGUUUCGUCCUUGGACUUUUUCAAGAGCUAUCACUAUCGGCAGACUUUCUCUAAGGGGACCUAACCCAUUGGUGGCUGAAACGCUUUCUUGCACACUAAGAUAUAUUUAUUUUUGUGCCACUUCGCUUGUGAGUGUGUUUUCAUUGUUUUUCAUUUAAAUAUUGUUAUCAUUAAAUACUUCACCAUAUUUGCUCUCCUAAACUUUAUUACAUGUUAUCAUCUGAAACCUGAGUGGUGACUAUAUUCAUGCACUUGUGACAGUGGUGUCCUACUUUGUAUACAUUUUGAACUAUACUACACCUGUUCUUUAUAUUGUUGGGAGUGAUCCCUUUUUGUGGCUUGCCUGCACUUGUAUUUGCACUUUUUCCUACCUACCAGUAUUUUAUUAUGUUUUUCUAAAUGAUAUCUUUGUUCUACCUACAUGUUUAUUAUAGGAACGCUUGUUAUUGCCACAACACUGAAUAGAUAACACAGCUACAAUUACAGUUAAUGUGUGACCUAAUUGUAACAUUCUUGCCAGUUACCCUACUUCUUUUAAAAUUUGACAAUUUUUAGUUUGUCAUUAAACAACAUAUUUGGGGUACAGAAGAGAAAAGGGAAGGAAGGUAGUAAUAACUUUGUUUAAAUGCUCGUUAUACAGGGAAGGGGUACAAAACAGAGAAAAGGGGGCGGGGUGCAUCACAGUAUGAAGCAGUCAAGCAUCGACAGUAGAUCAACAUUGUUUUCACCUUGUAGCAACAUUGUAUCAACAAUUCAACAUGUCAACAUGCAGUCGACCGUGUAUAAUGGUGAGCAUAGUAGCAGAACCAUGAGGGUUAAGUGGCCUUUCGGCAUCACUAUAGCGUGUGGGCAGUCGGUUGCGGCUGGCGUGCCUUCAGGUCAUUUUUGACCUACUGAGAAGGUACAUUACCAGGUACAUUACCAGAUCUCCAUGUUUGCCAAAGCUCCUAAGUUUUUUGGUAGAGUAUAGAGGGGGGAAAGAGGGACUUGUAGGAGGUCUCGUAAAUCCACUGCUUAUGCAAUUCCUCUUGUAGGCUCUCCUUCUUGGGAAGGAUCGUGGACUUCCAUCUCCUUGCUAUUAAUUGCUGCACCGUCAAGGCAAUGUGCAGGGUUAGUUUCCUGACGUGUUGGGGCAUCUCUCUAGGUAGAUCUAGUAGUAGGCACGUCUGCGGGGUGAAUGGGAGCGAGCUUUGGGUGAUCUCUUGGAUCAGUGCGUGGUCUUCAGUCCAGUAAUGGAGUAGCCGUGGAUAGCUCCACCAUAUAUGGUGCAUCGAACCCUCCGCUGCGUGGCACCUCCAACAGAGUGGUGAGGUGGAGGGGAAGAUCUUAUGUAAUCUGGUCGGCACUAAAUACCAAUGGUACAAUAUUUUACGGUGUUGUUCAAUGUGGGAUGUUGUAUUUAGUAAUUUGAGUGGGUCGGAUAGAAUAUUAUCCCAGUAUUUAGGUGGCACUGUAUAGCGGAGAUCGCUCUCCCAUUGUUGGGCAUAUUUGGUGGUGAAGAAAUGGCUAUAAUUUGCUAUAGAGCUAAGACACAUGGAGACUAGUUUACAGUGAGGCAAUACAUUUGCAGUUAUACACAUUUGUUCCCAUUCAGUAAUCAUAUUUGCAUCCCUGGAGGUGUCUAAGAAGCGUUUCUCUUCUUUGGACAUAUAGGAUUUUAGUUGGAGGUAUGAGUACAGCGAGUACUGUGGGAGUGCAUAUUUGUCCGCUAAGGUCGUGUAGUCUAGGAGUCUAUUAGCGGUAAAUAGGUGAUAAAGGUGCGUUGCGCCUUCAGUUACACGACUUUUAAAUGUGCAUAGCCUAUUUACUUGACUUGGGUUAUUUGCACACCAUUCACAAUUCUUGAUUUAUGAAAGCCUACGUCAACGUUGAACCCAACAAGGACUUGAGGUUCAAAACACCAGAAUGUACAAUCCUUUUCUAAUAAUAAAAAGUAAAGAAGUCUCCCACUAGGGGAUCCAAACCUGGUAAUAAUUUUGGAUACACAAUGCUACAAAGUAACAAUUCAAUAGUUACCAGUGGUCCCCAAACCAGUCCUCUUGGUCCCCAAACCAGUCCUGUUGUAUCACAAACAGUCCAGGAUUUAUGUAUUUCCCUUUUUUAUUCAAAUGGAAAUACUGACAAAACCUGGACUGUUGGUGGUCCAUGAGGACUGGUUUGGGGACCAUUGAGUUAAACGAUGAGAGCUGGGGACUGUAGAUACAAAUUAGUAUCAGCUUCUUACAAGGUAAACAAUGUGUCUAGUGUCUAAAUAGGGUUUAUUAUCAAGAUGCCAAUCAGAUCACUAAAUUACUAUUAUCCAGCUACUGCUAAAUAGAAAUUUAAAAUAGAAUGGGUAUUAACAGCCUGUUGAUGGAGACUAAGCAGUACAGUACAAAUGUACUCCUAUAAUUCUUCUCCAUACUUCUUAGUAUAUUAGUAAGAAAUGCCAUUUAGAUCAAAUGAUUGUUAGAGAAUGUACUCUGCUACUAGAGAAAUAGUAUAUAUACGGGCAGAUGGCCUUGUUUGUCUCCAGGAAGAAACAGAGGAAGAGGCAGACUAACUAUACAAUUUUAACUAAUCUUCAAUAAGGCUGGAUUAGUAAUUAGUUAAAGGGUUGGCUCAAUCUCCUAAAUACAGAUACAGGUCCCUUAAUUGUGAGGUUUGCCUCGGUUAUCUCAAUGAUAGUUAGUGAUAACACCAAAAUCUGCUUGUUGCCUUAUUGGAUUUACAAAGUACUCUGCCACUUUAAGAAACUGAAUAUGUAAAGGUAGUUAGCUUAGUUGCCGUAAAAGGAAAAUAGGCCUAAUCUACAAUGAGAGUAAUUGUGUAAAUGUAGAGGCAAGUCUCUUGGAAAAUGUAUACCUCGGAUGUCUCCAUAUGUGACAAAGUGCCCUUUGCCACUUGGUCCUGGAGAGGCCUACUUGCCAGCCUCCUCCCCUGUGACUAUGACUCUUUCAUGUAUCUGGCUUUAAAGCCCCUAGUCUACCUUCAGACAGACUAUUUAUGUAGGCUGCUUUAUUUAUCUUAUGUUUUAGUCACCCUGUACCCAUUAUAGGUGCAGGGUGUGUGUAAUGUAAUUGUUUAUAGUGUGUGUGUACUGUGUAAUGUAUUGCCUGCUCUCUUGUAUUGCUGAGGUUUGCUACCAACUAGGUGGGUUUGGCUAUGGAGCUGGUCUAGUGCCCUCUGUUGGUAGCAACAGCAAUAUGCACUACCUGAAUUGUAAGACUGGUUCAUUUGCAUAUUCGGGUAGAUUUGCAUAUUGCUAAUUCUGCAGGCAGGUGAGAUAUUUACUGUUAAAUAUUGUCUCCCCCCACCCCGUUAAAAAUGUGCCAUUGUGUUGUGAUAAGUCACUGUGUGUUGCUUGAUAUGGUUUGACUGUUUGUGAUUUUAUUGAGGUUUCACAACAAUGUGAUUGUGGUGACCCUAUUGGCUGGUCUCAAGGGAAAUAAAGGUUUUGACAGUUCUUCUUGAUCCCUCUAAAUGUAUCUUUGUCUCGUUAUUGGAGGGAGCUGUUAUAAUCACACUGGGGAUUGCUAUGCUCUGCAUGCUCCCCUGAGCUUGAGUCACUUAGCUCUUUUAAGAGCUUGUUCCUGACACGCUCUCCUUGGAGGAGGGGUCUUCACCACACAGUCCUGGAUGCUGGAGGUUCAUACAGGGUGGAAGGGAGAGUUCUUUCCUACACAGUCCUGGAGGACAGAAGCUGAUCCAGGGUGGAAGGAAGACGGCGAGACUCCAGUCAAGAUACGGCGGUUGCAGAGUCUGUGGUGGUUGUGGUGUCUGCUGCAGUGCUUGGGAGUCCUCAGGAAGCGCUAGGAGCAUCCAUCAAUGGAGGGUACUCAGUCGGAGUACAAGGAGCUCCGUUACACCAUACAUAGAGACAACCUACAAUUCCUUACAGAUCGCCUCAACCGCAGGCCAAUACCUUGAUUACCUCAGAUUGAUGAGAUACCUACUAUCAACAGAGGCUAUGCCAUUAAACUGAAUUGCAAUCACCCAAACCACUCUAGGAUUGGCAUGUGCUCGCUGCAAAGAAACAUCUGAAAUAAAACCGUCCCAACCAACGUUUCAGUGUUACAUAAUAAUAAUAAUAACAAAGUAUUACAUAGCACCUUGCCAUAUUAAGGUUUAUAAAGAGGUUCCAGAGCACCCCCUCUCAGUUUACAAUACACCUGUAUAGUUAGCCAACAGAUGAAAUAGAUGGGCCUAUCAGGCGGGCUAGAUAUCAGGGGAGUGUCGACGAAGUCAGUAGAAUUUUGGACUGAUGCCUUAUCUAUGUGCCACAGCCAUGCCUCCUGUUAGCAUCGUCUAGUAAAUGAUUAUCAUAUACUUUCCGCAAAAAUUUUUAUUUUUUCCAUCUAUAUUCUACAGACAGAUAAUUCCUUAUUCUUAAUUGGCUAUACAGGAUUUUCUGAAAUCAUUUUUUUCUUUCUUUUUUUAAUCGUGACUCAUGGCUGGAAUAAAAUUUGCAAAAUUACCGUCUGCUGGCUUCCAAUCGUCUAAGUAUUACACCUAUUAUCUAUAAGAUCAAUCUCCAGAUCUAAAAACUCUACUUUGUCUUUUGAGCGAUUAAAAGUGAACUUUUUAAAAACGUUUUUAAAUAAUCUUGAAACUUCUGAUAGAAUUCUUUUAUAUAUCUUUACGGAAGACCAGAUUUAUGCCACUUUGAAUUUCACUUUCAAUUCACCUCCAAUUCGCCACAAUUCUCACAUUACUAAAUAUAACCCUUGUUAACAAAACCAGUUCUUUCACUUGUCAGUGAAGUCUAUUAACCUCUUAGCAAGUGGACUCAACAGUAAAUCAGUAUAUGACUUGGCAAAGAUACACCUGUGAUGCUAUGACAAAGACACACAAACAGAGACACACCCCUCUCAAAACAUUUUAGGAGCAGGAGUUUCCUCCUUUGCACUUACAUUUACAUAUGAAGCCUAAACAUACUCGCCUACCUCAUUAUAUCGGAUAAUUCCUAUGCAGGAGAAAGAAUAUAUAAUUAUUACUGAGACAAAGAAACACAAAUCCUCCUUUUAAACUCUAUGGAAAAUUACAAAAAAACUCUCUCUCAGCCAAUGAGAAAAUCAGUACAGGAAAUAUAUUAGUGAAAGAAGGGACGUUUUACUUUCUUCAUCUGCCUGUAAUAAGUAACCAAAGCCAAAUAGUUUCAUAACAAGGCAGUGACAACACCCCCCGAAUUCUAGCCAAUCUGAGAGCUCUAAGUGACAUUCCUCUGGGUGACAUCAUCUUGUCAUAUAAUAACACCGCCCAUCAUGAUGUCACACCAGAGAGACAUGCUACUGUGGAUGUUUAGAAACUACAACAUUAUCUGAGAAAGCCAGUGUACAAGACUGUAUUUUACAGUGAGCGAUGGCACCCAUAUUAGUCGAUAACAGCAAGUCCGGCACACCAGAGAGGGAGACUUAUGUGGAGUAAGUAGACAAAAUAUUGUGAUCUUUAAGGCUUUAAUUUGAUUUAAAACUAAAUAUUACAAUGGGGGUUGUAUUCACUAAAUGGUAAGUUUAGGUCCCAGCAGCCACGAUAUAAACUAAAAUUGGAUGGUUUAUUCACUAAAGUGAGGAAUGUCAAGAUUUAAGUCCGAAGUAGUCAAAUUGAAAGCAUUGUUGGUUUGGUGAUUUUUUUUUUUUUUUCGCCCUUUUAGAUAUUUUGUUCUGAAUUUUGCAAGUAGUUUUUUGCAAUUUUUUCUAUUUCGUGCUUGCAUCAAAUGUAUAAUAAUGUUCUGAUUUUGAGGUUUUCCACCGGAGGGCUACAUUCUAUUACAAAAUACAAAUUUACUUCCAGUAACUAAAUAUUAGUUUUCUUACUGACGUCUAUUCAAUUUUCAGAGAAGUGUAUGCAUUUUAUAAUACAAUCUAACCAUGAGAUUUUGUUUCCCAUUAUUCCAUUUUGAUUUUAAAAUUUGCAAGUACUUUUUGCACGUUAAACAAAUUGCUGUUUAAUGAAUAGUUCCCCCAGCUGCUAUUUCACAUUGUGUAUGUUAAAUUGUAUUCUAGUGCUUCUCCAUAUGCCAUGCCAAUUCUUAUAAACUGUAAAAGCAAAGUUGGAGAUAAAAAAAUACAAGAGAUAAUUAUUAGUAUUAUAAGUAAAAUCCAGCACAAAGUGGGAAUAUAGGGUGGGAUUGGGGUAUUUCCUAAAUGCAAAAAUGUCAUAAAUGUAUGUUGAUUGUAAAGAUGAAAUAGCUGAAAAAUCUCCAAAUCAGUUAUUUUUUCAUUUUGUGAGUAGGAGCAUGACUGUGGCAGUGUGAUUGUGACAGGGUUGGGGGGGGAAGGGGGGGUGUAACAAUGUUUGGGGGAUGAGUGUGACAGGGUGAGUGUGACAAUGUUUGCGGGAUGAGUGUGACAGGGUGAGUGUGACAAUGUUUGGGGGAUGAGUUGGACAGGGUGAGUGUGACAGGGUGAGUGUGACAAUGUUUGGGGAAUGAGAGUGACAGGGUGAGUGUGACAAUGUUUGGGGAAUGAGUGUGACAGGGUGAGUGUGACAAUGUUUGGGGGAUGAGUGUGACAGGGUGAGUGUGACAAUGUUUGGGGGAUGAGUGUGACAGGGUGAGUGUGACAAUGUUUGGGGGAUGAGUUGGACAGGGUGAGUGUGACAGGGUGAGUGUGACAAUGUUUGGGGAAUGAGAGUGACAGGGUGAGUGUGACAAUGUUUGGGGAAUGAGUGUGACAGGGUGAGUGUGACAAUGUUUGGGGGAUGAGUGUGACAGGGUGAGUGUGACAAUGUUUGGGGAAUGAGAGUGACAGGGUGAGUGUGACAAUGUUUGGGGAAUGAGUGUGACAGGGUGAGUGUGACAAUGUUUGGGGGAUGAGUGUGACAGGGUGAGUGUGACAAUGUUUGGGGGAUGAGUGUGACACAGUGAGUAUGACAAUGUUUGGGGGAUGAGUGUGAAAUUUUUGGGGGAUGAAUGUGGGGGGACUUUAUGUGCGGAAGCUGUGUUUCUGUGUUCAUAAUCCUUACGAACUGUAAUGCCUUUUUAAUUUAUGUUGCCCCACUCCUGCUUACCUCCUUUGUUUGUGAGAGAGAGCAAUAAUCUAUUCCCUGGUGGUCCCGUGGACUACCAGUGCAGGUGCACCUCUCUAGCUGUGUGCAGACCCCUCCUAAUGCCCCCUUCAGGUUUCUGAGAUGUGCAAAGUGCGCUAAAUGGAGCUCAGCAGAAUUGGUGAGAUAAUGGUAGCGCUGGCUCUGCUGUCUGGGACCCCAAGUGAAAUUUGUUUUAUAUGAAAUGUAUUUUGAUUGCAAUAUUCCAAAUCCUGUAUCCGCUUUGUAUGGAUUGGGUGCACACCCUGGCAAUCAUUUAUAUACGAGUCCCGGAGUAAAGGGGUUAACACUCUUUAGUAAAGACUUUUGGAACAAUCCUCCAUGUUUCAUUUUUACAAAUCAUGCACUGACAAUGGAUGGAUAAUAAUUACAUCUGUCUCUUUUUUUUAGCAAUGGCUUUGUACAUAUUAAAAACCCUCACCUGGACAUGCUGUCUGAAGAUAUUCUCUACCACUUCGACUUAGGAACUAAAACGCACGAUUUGCCCUCCAUGUUUGGAGAUGUUAAGGUAAUCUGAGAACGUAUAGUUCUCUUCACUCGAAACCUUACUCGAUAUACUAAAGCUUAAAUAACUAUAUCUGUUAUGACAUACUUGAAAAUGAGAGGAAUCUCAAUGUAUCUUUCCUGGUAAAAUAUUUUAUAAAUAAUAAUGAAGAAAAUCAAAAACAAAAACAAAUCUCCCAUGAAGCCGUUUGUUUGGCAUGGAGAAAUGAUAAAGGCUGGCCUUAGAUAUCAAUGUUCUUCCUGAGUCCAAGGACAAAAUGCUGCCUCCGUCCAAAAAUGAAGCCACACCGACACGACGUACCUCCCAGACCUGUUACCAGAUUAAAGGAAAUCCAUGUUUGUUUCUUCUGACGGCUGUUAUGUUUUGACAAAAUUAGUCUAGUUAUUUUAUUAACUAUAAUGUUUGUUCCUAACAGGAUUUCUUUGCUAGUAAAGCUCACUUCAACCAGGGAAGUUGAUUCAGAAUAAAAAAAAUUUGUAACAGGAAAAACGUUCAUAUAGGAAUGAGUCAUGAUCAUAACAGGGAAACUCAGUUACACAGCAUCUAACAUGUUGUAAUUCAUUUAGUUGGGAAGAGGUAUUUGUCACUUCCAGGACAGUUUCAUGACUGUAUUUGUUACCUCAGACUCACACACACAGACACACGCACACCGGGAGGGCGAGGCUUCCACAUCCAAAAAGCAUUUUGUGCUCUCUCUCACGUAGCAGUUCCACUACACACUUCUUUCUACUAUCACACUCUGCCCCCAACUAUGUAACACUCACCACCCCCCUAACCAUGCCACCUACCCUGUCACACUCACCCCCCAACCAUGUCACACUCACCAACCUUCUCACCCUCCCCACACACUGUCACUCACCCCCAACCAUGUCACACUCACCAGCCCUCUCAUCUGCCACAUACGAUGUCACACUCACCCCCCACCAUGUAACACUCACCACCCCCUUAACCCUGCCACCUACCCUGUCACACUCACCCCCAACCAUGUCACACUCACCAGCCCUCUCAUCUGCCACAUACCCUGUCACACUCACCCCCCAAUCAUGUAACACUCACAGCCCUCUCACCUGCCACAUACUCUGUCACACUCACCCUCCAACCAUGUAACACUCACCACCCCUGCAACCCCCAAGCACCUACCCUGUCACACUCUCACCCCAAAUCCAUGUCACACUUCACCAACCUUUCUCACCCUCCCACAUACUGUCACAUCUCCACCCCAACCAUGUCACACUCACUCAGCCCUCUCAUAUCUGCCACAUACCAUGUCACACUCACCCCCAACCAUGUAACACUCACAGCCCCCUCUCACCUACAUACCUGUCACACUUACCCUCCAACCAUGUAACACUCCACCACCCUCUAACUCCCAAGCACCCACCCUGUCACACUCACCCCCAACCAUGUCACACUCACUAACCUUCUCACCCUCCCCCACAAACUGUCACACCACCCCAACCAUGUCAAACUCAAUUGUAGCCCUCUCAUCUGCCACAUACCCUGUCACACUCCCCCCCCAACCAUGUAACCCUCACCCCCCCCCUAACCCUGCCACCUACCCUGUCACACUCACCCCCCAACCAUGUCACACUCACCAACCUUCUCACCCUCCCCACAUACUGUCACACUCACCCCCAACCAUGUCACACUCACCAGCCCUCUCAUCUGCCACAUACGAUGUCACACUCACCCCCCAACCAUGUAACACUCACAGCCCUCUCACCUGCCACAUACUCUGUCACACUCACCCUCCAACCAUGUAACACUCACCACCCCCCUAACCCUGCCACCUACCCUGUCACACUCACCCCCCCAACCAUGUCACACUCACCAACCUUCUCACCCUCCCCACAAACUGUCACACUCACCCCCAACCAUGUCAAACUCACCAGCCCUCUCAUCUGCCACAUACCCUGUCACACUCACCCCCCAACCAUGUAACACUCACCACCCCCCUAACCCUGCCACCUACCCUGUCACACUCACACCCCAACCAUGUCACACUCACCAACCUUCUCAUCCUCCCCACACACUGUCACACUCACCCCCAACCAUGUCACACUCACCAGCCCUCUUAUCUGCCACAUACCCUGUCACACUCACCCCCCAACCAUGUAACACUCACCAGCCCUCUCACCUGCCACAUACUCUGUCACACUCACCCCCGCACCCUGUCACACACCCUCUCACCCGCCACACAUUCUGUUACACUCAUCCUGUCACACUUACCCCCUCACCCCCUCACCCUGCCACACACACACACACUGUCACACUCAACCCCUCACCCUGCCACACACACACACUGUCACACUCAACCCCUCACCCUGCCACUCACUAUACUCCAGAUUUUCACAAAAUAAAUCCAAUUGGCAACGCUAAGUCAAAAAUGUUAAAAAAAAAAAAAAAAACCAGAUCAGAUAUUUUUGCUUCAGUUUCUGAAUUCAGAUUUACUUUGUAAAAAUACAGAUUUUAGUGAAUAUCCCUACGGAACUUUGAAUUCUGGAUCCCAUAAAGAUUUAUACACUAAGCACUGAGUUCUCAUAGGUUGAUAAAUGAUAUACAUAAAGAUUGCUAUCCUGGCCUUGAAUUUUAAAUUCACUUUCGAUUCCCGAUAAUCUUGACUUUAGUAAAACUCCCUUAGAAUUGCUCACUGUUCACACUAGUGAAUAAAUCAAUAAAUGAUGCUUGAAAUUGAAAUGCUGGCGGCCUUGAAUGGGAGCAGGUGACUUCUCUUGAUCUUACGGUAACUAUGAAGUAAACCUGUUUAACUUGCACGGUGCAUUUCUAAAUAUAUACAAUUCUCUUCCAGUUUGUGUGUGUUGGAGGAAGUCCUAACAGAAUGAGGAGCUUCGCAUUAUUCAUUCAUAACGAACUGGGUCUGGAUGGAGAUGGUAAUAACAUAGUGGAUAUCUGCGCUGGGACAGACAGAUACAGCAUGUACAAAGUAGGCCCUGUGCUGUCUAUUAGUGUGAGUAUCUCUUUAUUUAUUAAUUAUAGAUUGUAUCACAGCUGUAAAACAGUGUGUUUCGUGUCUAUAAUCACAGAGCUCCUCAGCAUUGUCUUAUUAUUUAUAUAAAUAUCGCACAUUCAUUAUAUUUUACAGUGAAACUGUCAUCUGCAGAUAGUGUGUGUGAUAGGUUCACCUUCAGAUAUAACCUAUGCUCUGUGCUUCUAGGCAGAUGUAUAGAUCAAAUUAGAUACGUAUAUGAAGAAUGCUUCAUAAACAUUUACCUCAUUCCUUUUUUUAAAAAAAAAAUUCUUCAUUUAUAGUUUUGUAUUUGUUUUUUUUCAAGAGAUGUUAAAGAAAGUUGCGAUGACAAUUACAAUGACAAAUGAUGACAUAUAAGUUAUUGCGAAAAUCAUUAAAACAUACUUAUCUACAAUUGUAAUUGUAGAUGUCUCGGCAUAUUAAACAGGAAUCAAUAUAUAAAAUAAACCAGUAAAACAAUAAAAAAUAUACCACAACAAUGUAACUGUUUUGAAUAAACUUUAAACUAUUACGUAUCAUAAAGGCAUUGUUGGUUGCCAUAGUUUUGCUGCAUUUCCCCCAAUUCCUAACAUGGUAUCCUCGACUGCAAAGACCCCCAAAUAAUGUGAGAAUACCUCCCAAGUUCUAUACAAUUCUAUUUAAGCAGAUCCAAAUACAAACCAAAUAAAUUACACUUACACAGAUAAUACAGAUAACACACUCAGCUAUGGUUACCUUUUCUUGUUUCAACACCGCAGCAGUAAGCAGAGCACAGUCUGUAUAUUUUUGGUAGUAAAAUGUUGUAAUCGUAUCCUUUACAGCAUGGGAUGGGGAUCCCUUCUAUUUCCAUUAUGCUCCAUGAACUCAUCAAACUACUCCACCAUGCCAAGUGCCGUGACGUCACCUUAAUUCGCAUUGGGACAUCUGGAGGGAUUGGUAAACAUUAUUUUCAAUAAAGGAGAUUAUUGCUACAUUUAUGUUCAGAAUUUUCCAAUCUUAGCUCCAGAAUGUCUAAGUCUGAACUCUCUCAGAACCUGAGAACUCUGCCUGACACUUGAAAGUUCAAUAGCACGUAAUAUGUUUAAUAGAAAUCAAUGUAAAUUCCUAGCAGGGAGUAUAAUGCCCUAUUAAUGUUUAAGCUUAGUGGUGCAGUUAAGUACAUUCACCGUUUUAAUACCAUAUCAAAAAUAGAUUUCUGUUCUUUAAGAUGCCAGUUGAUAAGUGACAAGGUUGACAACAUUGUAAUGUCCCUUUAAUAUUUUUCCCACUUUUAGAUAAUGUUAAAAAGUAAUAUUUGAAAUGUUACUUGGAAAGUCAGUUUUGUUUGGCAGAUUUGUUCUAAUUCACACCUUUUAACGUCCCAGGCAUCGAACCCGGCACAGUUGUGAUUACAGACAUAGCUGUAGACGCUUUUUUUAGGCCCCAGUUUGAGCAAACUAUUUUGGACAAAGUGGUCGUGAGGAAUACCCAACUUCACCAGGAACUCGCCAAAGAUCUGCUGGAAUGCAGUCGGGAGAUUUCCAGUUUUCCUACAAUUAUCGGUCAUACCAUGUGCACAUAUGACUUUUACGAAGGUACAACUUUUUAUCUUUAUCAUUAGUAUUGCUUACUUUUUAGUUAUUGUGCAAUAUAUUAAAGCAGAUUGGCUUAUAAAGAUCAACAAAGUAGACUGGUGCACUGUCUACUUAUACAUUAUCUGUUAACGUAUUAUCAUGUAUAUGUGAGAUUUGGUUUCAUUUUCCUUGUUUGGUGCUACAAAUAUCUUAUAAGAAUGCAACCCUAAGUGACAAAUAUCCCACUUUAAAGGACCACUAUGGUGCCAGGAAAACAUACUCGCUUUCUUGGCACUGUAGUUCCUUGAGGGUGUCCCCACCCUCAGGGUCCCCUCCCACCGGGCUCUAGGGGGUGGAAGGGGUUAAACUUACCUUUCUCCAGUGCAGGGCGGGGGACUCUCCUCCUCCUCUCCUCCUCCUCGGCUGAAUGCGCAUGUGCGGCAAGAGCCGCACGCGCAUUCAGCAGGUCCAUAGGAAAGCAUUCUGUGAAAAUCACAGUGAGAAGCGCGGAAGCGCCUCUAGCGGCUGUCAUCGAGACAGCCACUAGAGGCUGGAUUAACCCUAUUAUAAACAUUCAUUCAUGAAGUGGUCUGGGUGCCUAUAGUGGUCCUUUAAGUAAUAGAAAAAAAGGGUUAAACCUAGCUGGACCUGGCACCCAGACCACUUCAUUAAGCUGAAGUGGUCUGGGUGCCUAUAGUGGUCCUUUAAGUAAUAAAUGUACUUUGUACUCUUACUGGAGCACAUCCCCCUUUAAAUAAAUAGUCAUACAUUAGUGAGUCUAAUGAAAGUUUUCAAAAAAAAGUGUGCAUUAUCGGGAAUUCAGUGAAUUACUAAAGGAAUGCUCUAGGUCUAGGCCAGGGUGCCCAAAAUGUAGAUCCCAAUAUGUUUUAAAAUACAGCUUCCAUAAUGCCUUGUAAUUCUAAUUGCAUUCUAAAGGCAUGCAAUGCAUCAUGGGAUUUGUAGUUCAACAGCACCUAGGGAUCUACCUUUUGGGUACCCCUGCUCUAGGCACUAUGAUAACUACAGUGCUCUGCAGAGGCUAUGGUGCCAGGAGCCCCCAUGAGCCAUCCUCUGAUAAUCUUUCAUAUUAUUUAGGAAUAGUCCCUACCAGUCCGAGCAGCUCUAGUAAAUGAGAAGCUCUCUGCAAAAGAACAUUGUUUAGAAUUUAUAUGCAUUAGUAUGAUAAUGUGAAAGUAUGGACUUUGAGUGCCUGACACAACAAGGUAAAGGGUUACACAAGUUGCCAGAGGGGUACAUUUUAGACCUUUAAAUUAUAAGCCAAAAAAAGUGAGAUACUUUGACUCAAAUUUGAAAUUCAAUUUUAAAUCCAGACAAAUCCCACUAUAAUAAACACCCCGUGUGAAAUCAAAGGAAAUAUAAAUGAAUUUGUACAUAAUUUUAGUUGGGGAAAGCCUGUACACCACUCAGCCAAGAAACUGGUCUUUUCGGCAGCAUAUUUCAUAUCAGUGAGCAUUCUUCCAGCUGCUCGACAUGUUAAGUGUCUCUUUUUCCAUUUUUUACCAGUGUUUUAUGCAGGAUGAAAGAAAAUAAUUAGCUUUUAUAUGUGUUUACAGACUAUGGGGGAGAUUUAUCAAAGUGUCGUAUCCUAAAAAGUGGAUCAAAUAGCACAAUUCAGUGAUUGGUCAAUAACCCCUGAAAAUAGGCUACUUAAUCUGAUGUCUAAAUGCCAAAUGUCCCGAAUGCAUUGCAUUCCAAAUGAUUGGAACACUAUUUUAUUUGAUUAAAAACUGCAAACCCUAGUCUACUCUAAUAUAUUUUUUAUUGGUAAGUUCCAAAGCAGUGAUUCAUACUUGUUUAUGUGAUUGUACCGCUGGUAUUUAAAAAGACCACAUUGAUGAAUUUUCUAAAAUGUACAAAAGAUUUAUUUUAUUUUUAAAUGUAAUAUAUAAAAGAAACUGCUAUUGCUCGGAAGUAAUAACUGAUAUAUGGAGAAGCAAAAUUAUACAUUUGUUUGUAAGUAAUGAAGAAUGCUCAAGAGAGGUAAAAUCAAUUUAUUUUGAAGGUCAAGGCAGAUUAGACGGUGCUCUCUGUUCAUUUUCAAAAAUGUUAUAGUACUGGUCACCGCAAAGUGACUUGGCAAUGUCACCAAGGCUUAACAAAGGCCAUUAAUGGUGGAAACAUUGCCAAAAGGUGACUCAAUAAAGCAAUCAACUCCAUACAUAUAACUGUAAUGAAGAUAAAUUAUUUCUCCAGAAAUUAAUUCUGAUGUGUGUCUUGCAUUCCAUAUUGCCCCAAGAGCCAACUGUUUUCCAACCAAUUUUCCACAAAACACAUUUACUAUUCCUGAUAACAGUGUUUAACAGAAGCUUACAGUAGUGUCUAGCCUACAGGGGGCAGCUUUGUUUUCCAGCAUUCAUUAUGGUACUCCAGAUGAUGUGGACUCCAGCAUUACGGCUGUAAGAGAAUUAUGGGACAUGUAGUCCAAAACAUCCGAAGAUUACUGACCCCUGUAAGAAGAUUGUUUACAAGAUAAAAACAUUAAUCACUGUCCUAUUUGUUCACAUUGGAUCUUUUCCUCUCUGUAUUUUAGCUGCAGUGGUCUGUGUGACUCUUCUCAACCGACUAGAAGGGGAUCAGAUCUGCCACAGUCACGGUGUUCUAACGGAAUUCCAGAGCCGACCUCAGCAACUGAUUGCAACAUAUAUCAAGAAACAGCUUGGUGUGUGCACAUAGCCUGACAAGUUAGGCAUUAUGGGAAUUAACUAUGCACAUUAACUUAAAAAGUCAUUGCUAUAUGCAACAUUUGCAGACUGUUUAACAUGGGCAUUCUACAGGUAACUCUUCUACUGCUGUCGAACUACAACUGCCAUGUCGCUUGGCUAGGAUUGCUGGUCAAAGACUGGCUAACCGUGAUUGGAGUUGUUGCUCCACUGCAGAGCUGCUUCUUAUCUACAAAUGAUGUAUACUAAAUGGGGUACAUUUAAUACACAUACCGAAUUGUUCACUAAAGUGAGAUUUGUCUUGAAUUCAAAGUCAAUUUCAAAUUUAAGGUCAAAGUACAUGAACUGUAAGCACGGCUGUUUGAGCUUUCUCUAGUUCAGCACCUUAAAAUCUACUUUGAAUUCCCAAUAAUUAUCCCUUUAGUGAAUAUCCCUAUAAGAUGGGCUGCUUCAUAAAGCAUGCUAUUUAUUUAUUUUUAAGCAAAAGUUGCACUUUUACAAAGUCUGUGAUUAAAUCGUACAAAGCGAAAUGCAUUGGGUGUUUACCUGCUUGUCAACUUGUUGUUUUAAUCCUUUCUUAAGAAUAAAUUGUAUGGAAUCAGAGAAUCAGAAUUUAGUGAAAAUAAAUUAACAGUUUUAUGAAGCGGUCCAUCUUUUUAUUUUGACUUUAUGCAGUAGAAAUAUCUUUUUUUUUCUACUUACAUUGUCUCAUCAUUGUUGGGUGCUAUCCCUUAUAUUCUAAGUGCACGAUUGUUGGCCGUGGUGAGCUACCGUUUAUAAUAAUAUGAUACAAGUCUGGUGAAAAACAGGGUAUUUUGGGUACUGUUAAUUAGAGCAUAUUUAAUUACCUUUAAUAACAGGUAUUGAAAGCUCACAGCUUGGGUAUAAUUAUGAAAGUGUGAAAACUGCUAAACGUCAGAGAUACAGUAACUGUUCCAUCCCGACACACGAUGAAUUGUUAAGUUUCAAUCACUGGAUUCCUUUAAAUCACACUUUUUCCUGUAAGGAAUCUGUAAUCAUUGUCAAAGGUUAAAAUGCUUAAUGUUUUCCUGGAAUCUCUUUAUUCCACUUGGCAAAUAACCUUGUUUAUGGGAUGUAGCCCGCUGCUUAGAUAAUGUUUAAAGCUUGUUUGGGGUCAAUGCUCUCCAGGAUUAAUGAAUAAUGGAGAGUUUGUUUAUAUUAUAGGACAGAUAUGUUUGUGCGUGACAGCUGAUCUUUCGUAAUACAGUACAGAAGACUAUCUCCAAUUAACACUUUAUCACAUCACUAUGCUUUGGAGCACAUGCGAUCUUAUUGAUAAAGAUAUAUAUCUCUAAGACUAUUAUUCUAAAACAACAAUUAUUGCUAUAAGCCACAAUGAGAACAGAUAUAAUGCAUCCUGUUGACUUUCGAAUCGUUCCUUUAAAUCUGCUUUUUGCUCAGUCUGACUUAUAUAUUUUUAUAUCUGUAGAUCCAUUUAUUCCACCAAUAUAUUUUACCAUAUUGCUUUACAAUGGUUGAUUAGUCAGCAAUAUAUACUAUUCUAUAAAGUUUCUGCAGAUAGCCGUGAAACCCAAUGCUGUUUUCUUUAAUGUACAGUUACUAACAGUUAUUGUCCACCAAGUCAUCAUUGAUGGACACUGAGACAAAAUUAGAGUGGUGAUUUCAUAGUUUUCAGGAAGAUCGGAAAGUGGUGACAGACAGUGGUAUACAUGAGCAGUAAUAGAUUGAAGUUCCUAUUCUGGAUAAAGAGCUGUUAAUAAUUUUCUCUGUAUCCCUUAAAAACUAUACAUGCCAUCAUCACAAGCUUGUGCUUGAAGGUGCUAUGACAACAAUGCACAGUCUUCUUAAUUUCAUUUAAAAAGCGCCAACGGAUUCCGCAGCGCUGUACAAUAGGUGGACUAACAGACAAGUAUUUGCAACAUCCGAGUUGGAUGCAACGGAACAGAGGGUGUUGAGGGUCCGCUCAAACAAGCUUCCACUUAUAUACCAUUAGCAGCUCAUUAAAGCCCUAAAUAUGCGAAAUGAGUAGGGAAAUUCAAUGAGUGGUCUCUAAGAACUAGAUUGCAAAGAUGCCAUGGACUAUCAUUGGUUGUUAAAUAAUUACAUUUUGCAUGUGAUGUUAGAGUCGCAUAAAUAUUGGAAGAAAUAAAAAAACAUAAAACAUUAAAAAAAAAAACACAAUACUUCAAAUUAUUUGCCUUUAUAGACGUGUUUUCCAAAUUCACUGUUUGCUGCAUAUUUGACAUUCCUUUGGUAACAGUCUAUGUGUUUUUUCACCAUUGUACUGUCUGACUUCAGAUAUAUUACAAUUACUGUAUAACACACAUUAUUAGUAUUUUGAAGGUUUGUGCUUACAUUUGCAAAUCUCAGGAAUUUUAUGUAGAUGAAUAACUUUUAUGUACUGUAAUAAUGAUAAAUCUAAGAUUUGUCUGUUUUUGUAUAUUUAUGUUAUUGUAUUUGGUACUGUAUCUGCUCUUUAAUAAAGUGUUAUUGUAUGCCAUGUGAAUGUGUAUAAUUAUCACUGUGUGUCCACGAGGAGCUGUGCGGGUACUAUCAAGCGAGACUAUUGGACUUGUAUGCAGACAACAAAUGUCACAUUGUACCAGAGCAGGCAAACACAAAAAGUCAAUUAUUUCAGGGCACGUGCACAACAAAAUGAGCCAGCAAAUGCAAUAUAAUGAAGCUAGCAGAAUCACUGAUGCCUACAAUGAUAUACAGUAACAAUAUUACAUUUACUGGUACCCGGAAUAGUAAUAUCAUUAGAUGUUUUUAUUAAUGUGUCUAAAUGUUUUCCUGAUUCAUUUAAAUGAGAUGUUUUAUACUUUAAAUAAACCCUGUAUUAUCCUGUAGAUACAUUGAGUAGUGUUACUAAUAACAUAAAAGCAUAGCAAAAACAAAAAAAGCAAUGCACAAGAUUCUCCUUAUAGAUUUCUUAAACGAUACAUGUGUAUUCUAGAAGACUUAAAUGUAUUGAAUGUAGAAACCGGUUUCACUGGCAUAUUGAGUAAUAAAUUACAG
This is a messenger RNA of Pelobates cultripes (western spadefoot toad), 19980 nucleotides long. Lineage: Eukaryota; Metazoa; Chordata; Amphibia; Anura; Pelobatidae. The record is from the annotation of a GenBank genome assembly.